AUGUUAAAUUUGUUAGAGGAUUGGAAUAAGAAAGAAAUUAAGGGGGUGGGACGGAAGGCGAGGCCUCCCAUGGAAACUAGUAUAAAUCUGGUUGGUGAUGAAGUGGACAAGGAGGCUAAUGCCACGGUUCAGAAACCAGAUGCGGAAGGCAAAGGAUGCAGACUGAAGCGGCGCGCGAAAACAUUGUUGAGUCCAUUCACUGAUCCCUCCAGGAAAAAGAGGCCGACUACUGGUUUUCAUGCACAGACACCUGAGGCCCGUUUUGAUCCAACACAACCCGUGGCCAUGGACGAUGUGAAGGCUAUGAUACAAGUUUGCAAGGCUUGGAAAAGUGACAUCAGUGCGGAGCUGGAGCUCGAACCAUUUGUAGUUGGGGCGGAUUUUUUUUACAAACUUGUAGAUGAAACUGCAUGGAUGAGCUCGAGGCACCUUGACAUGGCCAUGUUUCUAAUACGCAAAAGACAACUCUCUCAUCCCAAGUAUUUGGAACGGAGUGGACAACUGCCGAGAGUAAUGUUGUUGGCUGUGUUUGGUGCAUUGGAUCCUGUUCAUCCAAUUACACCGCCAAGUGCGAAACGAGUUACGAGGAAACAAAUUGCUUCAAUGACUGUUGACCCUCCCCCUAACUACCUCAGAAAUAUACACCACUUUGUCUGGGGUUCAUGGCAACAUGGUUAUGCACAAGCAUGGACGAAAGUCCGCAAGGUCUAUCUCCCGUAUAAUGUUCGACAGUCCCAUUGGGUGGCUGUAGAAAUUGACUUUGUCAGACAUACUGCCACUGUGUACGACUCGUAUACUGUUUUUACCUCCAACACAAUGCUUGUCCGACAGAUGGAGCCUAUUACCCAGACGCUUGCAAAGGUGUUGUAUGACAUGAGGUUUUAUGAGAAAUCGGAGGUUGAAGCGGUGAAGAAAAAGGGGAUUGACAUGCCAACGUUUAACCCAUUCACAAUUUGCAGAAUUUCCGAUGUUCCUCAGCAAAGUGAUGGUACCUCAUGUGGCAUUAUGACCGUCAAAUUUAUUGAGUAUCUCAGUGCUGGCAUUCCUUUUAAUACCAUUGACCCAGCCAAGUUUGGCUACUACCGAUUGAAGCUUGCAAUCGAGGCUCUCAGGGGAGAGGCCUAUGUAUGA
This is a messenger RNA of Prunus armeniaca (apricot), 1131 nucleotides long. NCBI's taxonomy places the organism in Eukaryota, Viridiplantae, Streptophyta, Magnoliopsida, Rosales, Rosaceae. The record is from the annotation of a GenBank genome assembly.